GAGCCACCGCCGCCGCACCGCCGCAGAGCCGCCGGGAUGAGCGCGGGCGGCCCCGGCGGGGGGGAGGACGGCCCGGGGGGCUGCGCGCUGGGCUGGUCCGGGCCCCGCUGCUCUCCCCGCUCCCGGGGCGGCGAGGCGGUGCUCCGCGCCCGCGCGGAGGCUGCGGGGUACCGGCGGCUGCUCCGCGCCCGCGCCGCGGAGGUGGAGGCGCUGCGCGGGGCCGUGGGAGCGCUGCAUCGGCAGCUGGAGGGGCUCCGCGACCGGCGCAGCGGGGAGCUCGCCAAGUACCAGGAGCGGGUGGCGGAGCUGGAGCGGCAGAUCGGCGAAGCGGAGCAGGAGAUGGCGCGGUGCCUGCGGGAAUACCCCGCGCUGCUGCGGCUGCGGAUGGCGCUGGACGCGGAGAUCGCCGCGUAUCGGGAGAUGCUGGAAGGGGAGGAGCUGCGCCUGGGUGCCGUGGUACCGCCGUGACGCGGCGCCCACCCCUUUGCUGCGGACCGGGGACCGCCGGGACCCCCCGGACUCCCGGCACCGGGCUGCUGCUCUGCGGGGCCCUCUGUGCCCCCCGCCCCUCUGGAGCGCCCUCCACUCCCGAGCCACGGGACCCCCGGACUCCUGGAACCCGGUCCUUCCGGACCUCUUUGCCACGGGACCCCUGGGCUCCGCAGACGCCCCCGGGAGGCCCCCACUCCCCAGCAGGACAGCGCCCCGGGCCGCACACUCUCACCAGCCUCUCCAGAGCGGCAGCAGGGCUGCAGUCCCGGCCCUGGCCCACACGGGAGCAUCUCAAUAAACGCCCCGUGGCAUUACCCAGC
Gallus gallus (chicken) is the source of this 812-nucleotide messenger RNA. It is a transcript of the gene NEFF2, whose product is annotated as T-cell leukemia homeobox 2. Gene Ontology annotation, molecular function: structural constituent of postsynaptic intermediate filament cytoskeleton. NCBI's taxonomy places the organism in Eukaryota, Metazoa, Chordata, Aves, Galliformes, Phasianidae. The record is from RefSeq and is a predicted model, not a curated record. Gene Ontology annotation, biological process: neurofilament bundle assembly. Bases 37 to 468 code for a protein of 143 amino acids. Gene Ontology annotation, cellular component: cytoplasm; intermediate filament; postsynaptic intermediate filament cytoskeleton. The transcript is spliced from 3 exons.